CCUCUUAAAACAGGAAGACGAGCUGACCGAAACUCGAACUGGUAACAUGAUAACACCACUGACUAUAGUAGAUCUUUAUUAGCGGACUCUCCCGCCGAGCUCCAUCACCAGGAGGACAGAAAACGACCGGUUGGAUUAAACUCUCGCUCUAACGGCUUUGUCAACUCCCCGGUGCCUGAACAGCGAAACGACCACUGCGAGGAAAGCGGUGUUUUAGCUCGCUACGUUAGCUUGUUCGCUAACUUUAACAAACGUCCCGAUUUCUCACAGCUGGUUGGGUUGCGCAAGACAGCUAGCAAGUCUGCACCUUUUCAACACCCUUGAACAUUUCAUCAUGGGAUCCAGAGCGUCAACGUUACUCAGGGAAGAGGAGAUCGAAGAAAUUAAAAAGGAGACCGGCUUCUCCCACAGUCAGAUCACUCGCCUGUACAGCCGCUUCACCAGCCUGGAUAAAGGGGAAAACGGCACCCUCAGUCGAGAAGAUUUCCAGAGGAUCCCGGAGCUGGCAAUCAAUCCGCUGGGAGACAGAAUCAUCAAUGCUUUCUUUCCUGAGGGAGAGGACCAGGUAAACUUCAGGGGUUUCAUGCGGACCUUGGCUCACUUCAGACCGAUCGAGGACAACGAGAAGAACAAAAACGCUGCGGCCACUGAGCCACUCAACAGCAGGACAAACAAGCUGCUCUUUGCUUUCCGUCUGUAUGACCUGGACAGAGAUGACAAAAUCUCUCGGGAUGAGCUGCUGCAGGUCUUACGGAUGAUGGUUGGUGUAAACAUUUCAGACGAACAGCUUGGCAGCAUUGCUGAUAGGACCAUACAGGAAGCUGACACAAAUGGAGACAGCUCCAUUUCCUUCAAUGAAUUCAUCAAGGUGUUGGAGAAGGUGGACGUGGAACAGAAAAUGAGCAUCCGGUUCCUGCACUAAACUGCUGUCCUGCUUCUGUUUUUUUUUUUUUAAAUAUUGAGUAGAGCUUCAACAACCUCAUCCAGCUUCUCAGCAGGCUGCUGUGGCCCACACUACGAGCACACGCUGUCAGACCGAGCAUUAGGUAGAUGAUGUCAGAUCCUGAGUUUCUGCCUUUGCACUGCUCUGUGAACAAAGGGAAAAGUUGCGUGCCUUGGGUUGUUUUAUGCAAUGUCUCUGUCUGGUUGUUUUUUCCCAUUAAUGUAAUGUUAUUUAUUCAAAAUCUUUUUAGAGCGUCACAGUUGGUGCCUCUGCAGUUCCACUUUCACAUGAAAAAUAAUUUUCUAGCGGUACGAUAGCUUUUUGCUGUUGUGGUGAGUAAGUUAAUUUUAAGUUUACUCAUGCUGUUCCGUGGAUAUCUAGCACCCGCUUUGUCUUGGUCUGUAUGCAUAUGCAUUAACAUGACAGUGAAACUUGUAAGAUGUGGAAUUUAAAACACACAGUGUUUUUCAUGCUGACAGGAGCUUCUGACUCUUUUUCUUUGACUUGAGGCAGAGCAAGUCAGAGCAGCCAGACAGGCAAGUUUGUCCCUUGAAGCAAAGCAGGACAUAUUCUACAGAUUUUUGCGUUUCCCUCACUGAAGUGCCAUGACUAUAUGGUUCUCCUUAAGUAAGUUAUUACCUGAACAGUAAACGGGAACCUUUAGUCAUGUUUGUGUUUAUUUGUUUCAUAUGGGUUAACCUAGCUACUGCCAAGAGAUUUUAAUGACCUGUGUUCAAAUGUUGGACUUCAACCAAAGCGAGCUUGUCUGUCUUUCAAAGCCACUAAUCACCCAGGGCCUGCUGGUGCCGCUGCUGAUUUAACAUGUGAAUCAUGUGAUAUUUAAGGAAUAUCUUGUUCAUUUUACACCUACAAACUGUGGUGGUAAUAGUGAAGAUUCUGCACAAAUUGCUGCAAUCUGUUUGGCUAGUGUCCGUGUCUUCCACUGCACGUGUUCUGACAAGUGACCGUAGUGCUUUUCCAAAAUGGUAUCAGUAGAUUUUAGCUGCCACUGUGUGCUUUCAAGUAAUUUUUUUCCCCUGUUUGAGUCUUAAUGAAGACCCGUUUAACAGUGUCAGGCCCUGUAAUGGAAAAUGGGCUGUGGAAACGUUAGUAGGCUGAAAACAGGUAAACUCAACAUGAUGUGCUAUGCUUCUAUUUAAUGUAUAUGAUUAGUGUCCCUGUGAGUAAGAAAAAAUGUUUUGUUUAUUUAAGCUCAGCAUUUGUCUUUGAAUUUCUUUCCUCACCGACUAAUUCUAUAUGCUAUAGAGUAUCACAUGCAUUCAAAAUCUAUUUUGUGUACAGGCUUAAAUGUGUCUGACCGUUUAAUCUUCAAUGUGAGUUUGUGAAAUCAUUGCAAAGACACCCUCCAGCAGCAGAGUGCAGGAAACACAAGUUGACCAUUUUAUGAAUGAUUACGUGAUUAUCAAUCAGACAUGAUUCAGAUGUUAUGUGGUGUUGGUUUAGGUAUUAUCAAAGUGAUUCAUGAAUUUGAUUUGAAUAAAAUAAGUGCCAUGCUUGCAUUUUUGUCA
This is a messenger RNA of Scatophagus argus, 2472 nucleotides long. RefSeq names its product calcineurin-like EF-hand protein 1 (gene chp1). The transcript has 7 exons. Bases 335 to 922 code for a protein of 195 amino acids. Gene Ontology annotation, molecular function: calcium ion binding. The record is from RefSeq and is a predicted model, not a curated record. NCBI's taxonomy places the organism in Eukaryota, Metazoa, Chordata, Actinopteri, Scatophagidae.